AUGACAAUGACAAGAGGUCUGAGUGUUGCCAUCCGGUGUGCCUCCACAAAAGCUUUCAGCGCUGGAAUCAAGUCUCGAAAGCACCUUAUCCAUCACGAACCGUCGAAGGCACAUCUCCAAGCAGCAACCCAUUUAUACCGCAAAGAAAAAGGAACGAGAUCUCCUGCGACGGAUAACCGAACCACACAGGGAACGGUUGAUUCAUCGGUCAGUGCAGCAGUGAAGGAUUCCCACAAUAAUACAGACGAUCCAACAGAGAGCAAACGGGAUGGAGCCCCGUCCCUCUGGAGAAUUGGUGGUACUUCCCAGGCCUACCAGGAAUCCGCCACUGCCGCAUGGCGCAAUCGGAAGCGAAAUAACAAGUGA
Seminavis robusta is the source of this 366-nucleotide messenger RNA. The record is from the annotation of a GenBank genome assembly. Lineage: Eukaryota; Bacillariophyta; Bacillariophyceae; Naviculales; Naviculaceae.